Messenger RNA from Eruca vesicaria subsp. sativa (arugula), 984 nucleotides. The record is from the annotation of a GenBank genome assembly. Lineage: Eukaryota; Viridiplantae; Streptophyta; Magnoliopsida; Brassicales; Brassicaceae.
AUGCACCGUAGAGGAAUUCAAGAAUCUGACGACGAAGAAGAUGAGACGUAUAACGACGUCGUUCCAGAGUCUCCUUCUUCUUGUGAAGACUCCAAGAUCUCAAAACCAACUCCAAAGAAAAGUAGGAGGAACAUGGAGAAGAGAGUUGUCUCGGUUCCGAUUGCUGACGUGGAAGGAUCUAAGAGUAGAGGAGAGGUAUAUCCACCGUCCGAUUCCUGGGCCUGGAGAAAGUACGGUCAAAAGCCGAUCAAAGGUUCGCCUUAUCCCAGGGGAUAUUACAGAUGUAGCAGUUCAAAAGGAUGUCCGGCAAGGAAGCAGGUGGAGAGAAGUCGUGUGGACCCCUCAAAGCUCAUGAUAACUUACGCCUGCGAGCACAACCACCCUUUCCCCUCCGCCACUAACAACAAAUCUCACCACCACCGAACCAGCGCCGUCGUCCUCAAAACGGCCAAGAAAGAGGAAAACAUGGAAGAAGAAGAAGAAGAAGACGAAGAAGAGGAGGAGGAAGAAGCAACCGUCGCCGCCGAGGAACCGGUGGGACUAGACUUGAGCCACGUGGAUUCUCCACUGCUCUUAAGUGGCUGCUACAGUGAAGUCGGCGAGUUCGGGUGGUUCUACGACGCGUCCAUCUCGUCGUCCUCUGGUUCUUCUUACGGUGGGAGUUUCUUGGAUGUUACACUAGAGAGUGGUUUUUCAGUAGGGGGAGAGGAAGAUGAAUCAUUGUACGGUGAUCUCGGUGAUUUGCCUGAUUGUGCCUCCGUGUUCCGUCGUGGAAGGGUGGCUACGGAGGAGGAGCAUCGGAGAUGUGAGUUUGGCGCGGUUCCUUUUUGUGAUAGUUCUAGAUGAGUUUGUGUUUGUGUGUAGCCAAAUCCUAAAAAGGAAACUUUUUUUUUUGUCCCACUGUAAAGGUGUAUCGAUGGUGGAUUCAUAUGAUUCAUUAAAAAUAAUAAUUAAUAAAAUUAAUAUUAAUGUUUUUGAUACAAG